GGACCCCGACCAGACUAUCUUGCCACAAACCACAAUCAGUCAUAGGACACCAGGAAACCAGGAGCAUGUUCCUAUCCUUCCAGCACACAAUAUGGAUAGCAUUUCCAAAAUCAUAUCUGAAAUGAAAAGCAACUCUCCACUUGUAACUGGCAGUAACCCAUCUCCUGCAACACCAAUGGGCAGAACCUUGACCACAGCAAAACAGGGUGGCACACUUCAACAUGACCAUUCUGAGACCAAACUGCCUACAGGAAAUGUCCCUAACAGUAGCCAGUUUUCCUCCUCUAUGGGAGACUUCCUGCAUAUGUUUAACAAAAGUGCAUGUGAAGCUCAGGGUGUUCCUUUCAAUAAUAAAAGACCCUUUCUAGAAUGUAAGGAAGAAGUUAAAACACCAGAUAAUAAUAAUAUAGCCAAAUUAUCCCCUCUCCCGUCAAAAGUAAAUAUUUCAAGCAAAACUCUGGAUCAGAAUCAAAAAAGUACAUCAGAAAUUGAAGAUGAGGAAAGAUUCUUGUAUGGUGAUGAAGAUAAUAAGAAUGCCAUUUCCAAGAAGGUGCCGUCUAGCCAAAAUCCCUCUGUACCUGCACCUGCCGCUGCUCCCAACAAGCAGGAGUUUGAAAAGAUCCAUGAUCUGCUGAAGACAAUCGGUUUGGACAUUGGCGUUGCAGAAAUCGGAAAUCUCGCCGUCCGAACUCGAGAACGGCUUCAUGGAAAGAAAUUUGUACCGAAGAUGCUGCAAGCUCCUACAAAAGAGCUCCCACAGGGUGGGGCCAGCACCAGUCCUGCUGACCCCAAACUAAAAACCUCUAAGCCCCCUGUUAAAACAGGGAAGGAUAAAGAACUUGCUGAACCACCAGCAAAGAUAGAGAAAACCGCCAAGCCAGUUCAGCCGGUUGAAGAGCAGACGCCACCAGUACCCCAGAACACAGAACCUACCACCAAAGAGAAAGCGCCUCCACUAAUAAAGAAGCCAGUCCCCAAAGAGCAGGCUGUACCAUCACCCAAAGUCGAAAUACCCGUGCAGCCACCCACCAUUAGCCCUGUGCCGGAGCCAAUGUCUCCUGCUCCCCAAAUUCCCAUGUAUCCUACAUACAGUCCCACAUCAAUGGUACCUGGGUAUUCAAUGCCGCCCCCACCGCCACCCCCAAGCUAUAAUCCCUACUCGCCCUAUCCUACGUAUUCUUCAUCCAACUGGCCGAUGUAUCCACCAGUCCAUAUGCCUGCCUCUAUGGCUUCUCCCCAAAUCUACAACCCAUGUAAUUUACGGGUUAUAGAAACCACUAAAGACGUUAUCACAGAUGAUGCCAGACGAUUAGUUGCUGUAGAUGUAGAGGAUAAACUACUGUCCAAACAGAGAGCCAAUCUCCGAAGCGAAACUGAGAAGAUCAAAGUCAUGGUGGAGCUGUAUGAGCUUAAGAAAGAGCAUAAAGCCAAGAACGUGAACCUGCAGACACUGAGAUCAAAGGUGGAGCAGCUACGGCUCCAUCAAAUACUUCUGAUGCAGAAGAAGCAAAAGGAGAUGGAUGGUCAGAAGGACCCUCUACUAGAAGAACUGAACUCUGUUAUGUCGAGUGCCGAGAAGCAGAUUACUUCCCUGUAUGAAGAACUCGAUGAAACAAAAGAGAAGUGGCAGAAGCUCAUUAAGGUGGCAGAGAUCCUAGGUGCCAGCCCAACUGAGUUAGCUGUGCCUAGAAAAUGGGCCCUGGGCCUUGCCUCUCCUGUGUUUUCAAGGGGUACUGAUAGUGAGUUAAAAGCGAGUAUUGACUCCAAGGCUAAGACUAAAUUGAAGAGCAGCAGUGACCCAGUGUCUAAGAGUGACAAACACAAAAGAGGCUCAAAACCUGGUUCUGACAGUAAAUCAGGGGCAGUCCACUCAUCUGCAAGUUCUUCAGACUUAUCCAGCAGUACUGUGAAGUCAGACAGAGAUUUCAAGCAUAGAAGCACCCCGCCGAAAUCAGGCUCUGAGUUGCAUAGAAGCACCCCGCCGAAAUCAGGCUCUGAGUUGCAUAGAAGCACCCCGCCGAAAUCAGGCUCUGAGUUGCAUAGAAGCACCCCGCCGAAAUCAGGCUCUGAGUUGCAUAGAAGCACCCCUCCGAAAUCAGGCUCUGAGUUGCAUAGAACCACCCCGCCGAAAUUAGGCUCUGAGUUGAAAGACCAAUCGGAGGCCAGACCAUCUUGCUCCUCGAAGACCGAUGAUGGUUUAAUGUCGCGAGACAAGUCCAGGUCGAAAAGCCCAAGGCCCAGUGCACCGCCUUCCAAGACGUCCCCUAAGCGCGAGGAACCAGAACCCGUUAAUAAAAGUGAAAUAUUUGAAUAUUAUGAUUGUGGUGGACAUUGGUGUGAGGACUGCAACAGUAUCUUCAUGACUCUGCCGGAGUUCCUCCUGCACUUGCAUGAUAAAAAGCACUCUCAGAACUCGAAAGAGCAGAAAAAGCCCUGGGAUAAAAAUAAAGCUGAAAAUUCCGUUCGGAAACAGAAAGUGAAUUUUCCCCUGAGAGGUCCUGAGUUCAUGGUCCCAACUUAUGGAUACUACUGUGAACUAUGUGAAGAAGUCUUUCCAGAUUACAAGACUGCUGGGGAGCAUCUCAAAGCUUAUGCACACAAUGCACAGUACAAGAAACACAUGAAUGUGAACAGCAGUUAUGAAAUAGAGCGUCGUGAGAGGAAGAAAGAAGGCUUGUUAGCUGCUCAGGAGGAAGCUCGCAAACAGAUGGAGCAAAAACGCAAAGCUACGGAGAAAAAUGAGCCCCCCGAGCAGAACAAAUCUAAGAAGGCGAAAAGAGAGGAACAGAACGAGGAAAGAAAUGGCAAAUGUAAAUCAUUUCCUUCACCAGCCAAGUCUGAUAAUAAAGGAAAUACUACUCCAGAUAAGGAGCCAGUUAAAUCCUCUACUGUCGGGAAGUUUGUCUGGAAGACCUCAGAGAAUAAAAGCCAAAUUGUUAGUAGCGCAUCAAAAAUUGAGAGUGCUGCUAACAAGGAUAAAGACGAUGAUGCAAAGGGUCAUUCUGUGAAGGCAAAGGGGAUUGAAAUCAAAUUAUUGGGUAAGCCCAGUAAUACACAAGGUAGUCCUCGAAAUUCAACCCUCUCCUCCAACUCUUCUUCCUCCUCCAUUAAUUCUAGCACUUCAGCUAUCUCCACAUCCACCACAAGUUCCUCUACUGCUAAUUCUACUUCUACAACUUUCACAACACAAACUAAAGUUCGACCCAAUCUGCCAGGUCCUACCACCCACCGAAGAACUCCCUCCGUGGUUACAGUAAGCAAACCGGAUCCUCUCGAUACUUUCUUGUCUAUAAAAUCUUCAAGCACCUCAUCAAAAGCUAUUCCUAUAUUGAAAGGUAAACCACAACCAGUUUCCACAGUCCUAACAACAAAGGAGACCUCUAGCAGUGACAAAACGAACCAAGACAAUACAGUCUUACUAACAAUUAGGGAAUUGGAGAAAAUUAAGGAAUUGGAGAAGAACAAGCAAUUGGAAUUGGAGAAGAACAAGCAAUUGGAAUUGGAGAAGAACAAGCAAUUGGAAUUGGAGAAGAACUUGGAAUUGGAGAAGAACAAGCAAUUGGAAUUGGAGAAGAACAAGCAAUUGGAAUUGGAGAAAGCUCGAAAAGAGUGUUAUGACAUGCUGUUCAAUAAAACGAUAGUUACUGUUGGUCGUAAUGCCGAGGCUAACAAAGGAAAAGAAACCGUAGCACCCACAAAACUGAUGAGUUCCGUCUCUCGGAACAGUAGUGUCAAUUCCAGCCCAAGUAAUUCUGCCUCUUCUGCCAACCCUUCACAUAAAGGUACCAGUAAUCCCAGCAUACUCUUACAAAAACCACGUUCUGUAACUGUCCAGCAUGUGCAGGGUACAAAGUCUUCUAGUCAAACUUCUAGCAAUGUGGCACCUGUCGAAACAAGUGACCCUCGAGGUAGCUGGACACCUGUCAAAAUGGAGUCAACCAAAGCAGCAACCAUUUCAAGUAGUUCAACAAACAGCACAUCACAAGCUGAAAAAGGCAAGGAUUGCAAAGCUUCCAAUACGCCACUGGCUAGUAAGCCUGGGAACACCCAUUCACAAGAGAAAGAAAUAAAGAUCAUUUCACAAAAACCUGCAGAAACCAAGGCACCUAGUAAACCAGAACAGAUUACUACCCAAUUCACCUCUCUUUCAAUGAACCCAGUGACUGGUAAACUGGAAUAUAUUCCUUUGUAUGAACAAAUGAUCAAUAAGGAAACCACUGCCCUAAAACCAUCAGAGAACAAGCCUGUUGCAACUACUGCUCCAGGUUUGAAUCCAACUUCAGUGCCUGCUGUGAAGCCAAAUCCCACUUACAAUGCUACUGCCAAACUCAACCAAAAAUUUAAAAGUGCACCUCUGUCUCUGCCAUCUUCAUUCUUUGGCCAUGUACCAGAUCUAGGGUAUAAAGAUAUUAAAAUAUCAUCUGCCAGAGCCCAGAACUCCAGUACUCAACCAGAGAAUUCUGCAGCGGGUCAGCAGACCAUUGAGAAGGAAAAGGUGACCACCAAUUUGUCUGCUAAAAUGAGUCCCGCUAAAGAUCUGCAGCAUGAACUGGACUCCUAUUACAUGCAAAUAGCUACAGAAGACAAUCCUGAAGACUUAACAACUUCUGAAGAUCAAGAAAUGGAAGCUCCACCAAUUGUCUGCAGUGGUCCUGUCCAAAUAAAAGUGGAAAAUCCCCAAAAGACCAUAAAACUAGAGAAGGCACAGCCUCACACGACUCCAGUUAAGCCUGUUGAAUCUUGUGAAGAUCUGGAUGACUCUGACAUGGCAUGUGAAGUUCCUGAUGUCACUUUGAGUGCUCUUAAUGCCUCUAAGCAAAAACCCUUUGGUCAGAGCUUUGUGUCGUCCAGUUAUGCAUCAUCGCAAGUCUAUGGGACUGUGGCUAAGCAACCUAUGCCUCUUCCAUAUGGAAAAUCUAUUGUGGAUAAGGGUUAUUCAAAGCCGGUACAAGAGAAGACCCCGCCUGUAACAGAUUAUCCCCAGGACGACUUGUCUGUAUUAACCACAUGUGAUUCUGACUAAACAUACAUUCACCGCUAAAAUGAACUGUAAAAUAAAUUGUAAUAGUCUUGAUUUAUAGGGGGUACUUCCUCUACCAUAAGAGGAGACCACGGCUCAUUCUCCAGCUUCUACACAAACUAUAAAUAUUGAGAAGGUCCCAGUCACGGCUAGCCCAGCCAUUGCUUCCAGCAAAAUGACUUGAUUUUGUUAUGUACUGCAGAUUUGUUUUAUGUUCGGAAACUGCUUUCGGCAUUUAAAUGUGUUCCAAUUUUUCCAUUGUUACCUUAUGCAAUUUGAUUUUAAAUUGUUGAUUGUGCAUCAAAUUCUUGGUCAAGCACAGUCCUUUUGGCUUGUAAUUUUUUUUAUUUUUGUCUGAGAAGGGCAUCUUUUCCAUUUCAGAUGUUUAGAAAGUGGUCUAAGCUAGAUAUGUCCCGGGACCAGAGAUUUACGUAAGUACGUUCUCUACUAGGAAAUGGCUCUGCAUGGGGCAAGCUUACCUUAAAUUUUCGAACUUGCUGUGUUGCAGUUCUGUAAUUAUUUGUUUUAGGAUCACUGUUCUAUAUGCAUACUUGUGUUUUAGAUGUUUUUAGGUUGAGUUCAUCCUGUGUUGCAUAAGUGUUCCUCAGGCAUCGUGGUAUCCUGCAGAAAACUAAGUCGAGUAAGACCACUGAUCCAACCAUGAAUAAUUCCAUACGUUGUUGCUGCCUUUUCGGAGAGAAACGCAUGCAGUGACCCAGUGCAGUUCAGCUGCAUGUUAAAAAGAGUGAAAGGAACACUAUACUGGUCACACACAUCCUGUGGUUGUAAUACAUUUCCUCUUAGCAGAAUUCGUUUUUGUUUUGUUUAAACACAGUGUAUGCUAACAAUUAUUUUUCAAUAAAAGGUGAUCAUAAAUAGUUAA
Pseudophryne corroboree (corroboree frog) is the source of this 5903-nucleotide messenger RNA. Its product is annotated as zinc finger protein 318-like. Gene Ontology annotation, cellular component: nucleoplasm. The transcript has 7 exons. Gene Ontology annotation, biological process: positive regulation of DNA-templated transcription; negative regulation of DNA-templated transcription. Gene Ontology annotation, molecular function: nucleic acid binding; zinc ion binding. The coding region runs from base 92 to 5023 and encodes 1643 amino acids. NCBI's taxonomy places the organism in Eukaryota, Metazoa, Chordata, Amphibia, Anura, Myobatrachidae. The record is from RefSeq and is a predicted model, not a curated record.